Molecule: messenger RNA, 8612 nt
Organism: Acanthochromis polyacanthus (spiny chromis)
Lineage: Eukaryota; Metazoa; Chordata; Actinopteri; Pomacentridae
Gene: dlgap2a
Product: discs, large (Drosophila) homolog-associated protein 2a
Biological process (GO): signaling
Cellular component (GO): postsynaptic specialization; glutamatergic synapse
Molecular function (GO): molecular adaptor activity
Source: RefSeq, a predicted model, not a curated record
CCAAAUGCAGGCUUUGGAUACAUCAGGCGAGAGCUCCCCAUGUGUUUGAGUCCUGCAAUAACAGAAGGUUUGGGCGUGCGCACAGCAAGCCAGCUGUAGGACGGGGUGGAAGCGAGAUGAGAAUUUUAAGCAGGCACCUCGUGGCUCAGCAUCAGCACCGGGCUGAGUUAAGAUUUGCGCACCCAUCAAACUUGGCUUGGGACCUCGGCAUGUGAACGGGCUUUGCAGGAGGAGGAGGAUCCACCUAGAAUGUCAGCUCUGAAGAAGGUGUUGCCAGGCAUACUGCAGAAGCAUUGCUGUAUCUUACCAGACAGGAACACAGAAUCACAGUGCACACUGUGUGGUGAACCAGAAGACCAACAGUAUUCAUGGUCGCCCUCGCAGUACUUCGAUGAGGACAGCUACUCCCCUCCACCCAGGAACAUGAAGGGUCUCUCAGGCGGCCGCCCAGCCCAGCUCCAGCUCACCUCCCCCCACACCUGCGGCCUGGCUGAUUGCGACCAUUCCCUGGACCACCACCUCCACCAUGGCGACUCCCGGCCCCCCUCCUACCUCCUCAGUCCCACCGAGAGCUGCCCCCUUGAUGGCCACCACCGCUGCUCCCCACGAAGCUCCAUCCACUCCGAGUGCAUGGUGAUGCCGGUGUCCAUGUCGGCCACUGAUCACUCCAUCUCUAGUAGCACUUUCCCCCGCAUGCACUACGGCAGUGCUUCGCGGGACAGCGGUGGAAACACGUCUGGCGGCAGGGAUUCUCACGACGACGGUGGCUCAUCCUCACGUGGUGGCAGUGGCAAAAUGAACCGAAUCCCAGCAAACCUCCUGGACCAAUUCGAGAAACAGAUGCCGCUGCACCGGGACGGCUUCCACACACUGCAGUACCAACGCACUUCCACCACAACCACAACUACGGAGCAGCGCAACGAAAGCCCCGGGCGAAUCCGCCACUUAGUCCACUCGGUACAGAAGCUCUUCACAAAGUCGCACUCCCUGGAAGGUUCCUCCAAGAUGAACGGGACCAAAAGCGACUCGCACAGGGACAGCUCACACCACCACCAUCACCACCACCAAGGCCACCACAAACACAGCAAACGCAGCAAGAGCAAAGACCGUAAAUCCGAUGGCAGCGGCAAGCAGCGCUCAGGAGGUUGGUGGAGUUCCGAUGACAACCUUGAUAGUGACAGCACGUACAGAACACCGAGCGUCAUGUCACGGCAUCCUGUGGACCACAUCAGUCACUGUUACCCCGACUCAAUGCACGGCCAUCUGGGGGGAGACCUGUCACUGAAGACCUCCAAGAGCAACAACGACGUCAAAUGCUCAGCCUGUGAGAGCAUAAGCAUGGCGCCCGAAGGCAAGUUCAUGAAGAGGAGCUCCUGGUCAACGCUAACGGUCAGCCAAGCCAAGGAGGCCUACAGGAAGUCCUCACUCAACCUGGAGAAGCCCAUGAUGCCCACAGACCUCAAGCCCAACCUCAGGCCCUGUCACUAUCUACAGGUGCCCCAGGAUGAGUGGGGGGGUUAUCCUGGCGGAGGGAAGGAUGAUGAGAUCCCUUGUCGCCGGAUGCGGAGCAGCAGCUACGUCAAAGCCAUGGGGGACGAGGAGAGCGGAGAGUCGGAUUCCAGCCCCAAGACAUCGCCUCAGAAGUCAGUGCGACCAGACGCCCUGGUCAAGGCCAUCAUCAGACCCAGGGACCUGCUGGACUCCCAGAGUCAGAGCUACCACUUGCAAGCCGCCAGGGACAUGCACCCAAGCAUUGCCCUGGAUCCCUCUGCCAACUACAACUCACCCAAGUUUCGCUCCAGGAACCAGAGCUAUAUGCGGGCCGUCAGCACCCUCAGUCAGGCUAGCUGUGUUAGCCAAGUGAGCCAGGUGAGUGAAACUGAAAUAAAUGGCCAGUUUGAGUCUGUCUGCGAGUCGGUGUUCAGCGAGGUGGAAUCUCAGGCCAUGGAGGCUCUGGACCUGCCUGGCUGCUUCAGAACCCGGAGCCACAGCUACCUGCGAGCCAUCCAGGCCGGCUACUCCCAGGACGAUGAAUGCAUCCCCCCCAUGGCUUCUACUGUCACCUCCACCAUCAGGUCCACCACAGCCAUCACCUACACACCCAGCUAUAAGAAGACCCCUCCUCCGGUCCCGCCUCGCACCACCUCCAAACCGCUCAUCUCCAUCACGGCCCAGAGCAGCACCGAGUCCACCCAGGAUGCCUACCACGAGGGGAGGCACUCUCACGGUGGGAUGUGGGCCGCCGACGGUCUCAGCCUGGGGUUGAGUCCGGGCCGGGCCCUUUAUAACUCCACCGACAGCCUGGACAGCGCCAAGGCGGUGACUAUAGCCAUGGAGGCUGCUGGAGUCGGCUGGAAAAGACACCCGUCCACAGACUCCCACAGCUCAGUGCUCACCUGCGAUAAGGCCAUCCUGGUGUCAAAGGCUGAGGAGUAUUUGAAAACACCUCGAUCCUCCAUAGGGAUACAGGUGGAAGCAGCCACGGACUCUGAAUCUGAAAGCAAAGGCUCCAGGGAGUACCAUUCUGUUGGGAUCCAGGUAGAGGAUAACAAGAAAGGACAGGGAAGGUUCAAACGCUCCAACAGUGUGACUGCAGCUGUGCAGGCCGACCUGGAGUUGGAGGGUUUCCCCACCAUGGAGGAUAAGGGUCUGCAGUUUGGUGGGGGCUUCCAGCGUCACUCUGAGCCCAGCACGCCUACCCAGUACGGGGCAGUGCGGACCGUACGCACCCAGGGCCUCUUCAGCUACCGCGAGGAUUACCGUGCCCCUGCUGAACCCCCGAGCCCCAGGGAGACCACCAGCGAAACCACCUGGCAGCUAGAACCCCCCUCCCCACGGGACAGCGCAGUCUCGUCAGGGGAGUCGGGGCGGGUGUCUCCCUCCCUGCGGAGGGAUGGGAGCUGGUUCAUGCAACUGCUCCACACCGAGACCAAGAGGAUCGAGGGCUGGUGUAAGGAGAUGGAGGCAGAGGCUGAGGAGAAUGACCUGUCAGAGGAAAUUUUAGGCAAAAUCCGAAGUGCUGUGGGAAGCGCUCAGCUGCUCAUGUCCCAGAAAUUCCAGCAAUUCUACUGGCUGUGUCAGCAAAACCUGGACCCCAGCGCCAUGCCACGACCCACCUCUCAGGACCUGGCUGGGUUCUGGGACCUGCUGCAGCUCUCCAUCGACGACGUCACCAUGAAGUUUGACCAGCUGCAGCAGAUCAAGAACAACAACUGGAGGGCCGUGGAUAGUCCAGAAAAGAAGCCACCAGCUCCCAUACCAAAGAAGACAGUUCGACAGAAGAGUGCAGUAACAAGGGAGAAAUCCCUGGACCUCCCAGACAGGCACCGGCAGGAGGCCCGUCGACGGCUCAUGGCAGCCAAGCGAGCAGCCUCCUUCCGGCAGAACUCAGCCUCAGAGCGAGCGGACAGCAUUGAGAUCUAUAUUCCAGAGGCUCAGACUAGACUUUGAGAAGAUAGGGUCAGGGGCCGACGUGUCUCCCUGCUCCCGCGUUCUAACAACUUUAAAACUAGCCUUUUUUCUAGACUGCUACUCUCUCUACUCUUCCUUUAUCCAUCCGUUGUCUGAUCUCAAUAGCCAUCCUCAGUGCCCAUCGCCAACACCAUCGGACUGUAGGAUGUGCCAAGGCUCCUCUCCCAUUGCCAGAAUAAGUGUUAGCAAAAACGUAUGUCUGACGUGGGUCAUUUGGGUUUUUCCUUGGUUCGCUGGUGAUCAGGAUACCCAGCCUACAAGCUCUCUCAUCGGGCAUCCUGGAUGGGUGCGUCUGUAGUUUUUCAGCAUUUGCAAAGUGCCAUUUAAAAAGUGCAGCUUUGAAAACCUACCAGCAACCAGGCCUUUGAGCUAAAAAAAAAAAAAAAAAAGAGUAAAUGAGAGAAAAUCUAUUUAUUUCAAGUUGUUCAAAAAUGAUCAAACCCUUCAGUAUUUUUUCAAUAAUUUAAGAUCACGUUAUGUUUGUUUCUAUGCUCUUUUUGGCUUUUUUGGGGGGAGGGGGGGAUGUAUUAAUUACAAACUAAAUAUCACUAAAUUAUUGUAAGUUCAAAUCUCUGAAAAGUGCCAAUGCUUGAAAUACCUCAACUCUGUGCAUGUGGCACUGGUCACCCAUCCAAGGUUAUUCAGGCAGCCCUUAAUAAGCUGGUCAGUGUUGGAAAAAAUGCAGCUUUCUACCCAAUCUGGUUGUAGUCAAACAUCCCUCAUGGUCUGGAUUGGUGGAAGAAUGAUAUCUGUCAGCUCAUCAACAUGCACAUUUCACAACAACUUUCCUAUAUAUCUCAUGUUGCCAACUUUCAGAUAUUGACAUUUACUUGAAGCUGAAAACAUGCAAGUCUUGUGCCAACAUUUUCAUUAUGUCAAUGCAGUAGAAAAAAAAAUAACUAGGAAGGUUUGUGUAACUCCUUAGAUGAAAAUGUGUAGACAAAUGCACUUAUGCACUUAUUACAAUUCUCUCUAUUUCCAAGGGAAAUGUACAUACCCAAGUUCACAAUAGUACUGUUGUAUUUUGAAUUGUGAGUGGGAAGAAUAUUCAUCAUGUUUUUGUUUUUUUUUUCCUUCAUGUCUGCUGCUUGUCUACCCUCUCUGUUGAUUUUUUUUUGACAAAUCUGGAUUUGGUGCACACAUGCAGCGGCUCGAUCGCACACAUGGAACCACACAGCUGGGUUUUCAUCUGAUGUACUUUUCUCAGGCCCUUUCAAGUAGCGCUCUCAGCCACAGUUAAUGAGGAGCGAUAGGAGAGGGAAAGAAGGGUCGAAGCAUAAACAAAAUAUCUGCAUUCUAGCCUCUUUAAUCCCAGAAAUGCUUCAUCGGUCUCACAUUUCUUGAAAAGUUCUGUGUUGUCGAAAGCCUCCCUAAGCAAUAUCGUAACUGUCUCCCUCCAGGAAAUGAUGGGAAAUAAUGAAACGAAAGUGGGGCAAAGGCAUUCCAGAGGGAUCCAAGCAGCAAGUCUCACACAGCUGAAACUUUGCAAGCAAGCAUCCUGCUUAAAGGAAAUACACGACGAAUGGGGAUAUUAAGCGCCUGUAGCUAUAUGGACCGUGUGUGAUAUACUGUGAAACAUGACGUAGUUAGAUUAGAUUUUAUAUCACAAUUGAGAUGCACUGAAGAGUUUGGUCGCACCAGCUCUCUGUAAACUUCAUCCAGUUUGUGUCAGUGGAGAUUUAAAUGGGUUGACCGCACAAACAAAUUCUAGAGAUUAAUUGCUCUGAAAUAUUUAUACGUGCCAUGUGCUUGGGGACUAAACAAACUGACGAAAUGUUAGUUUGCUAGAGUUGUCAAUGUGAAUGUGGUUGACAAUCUGAGUUGACACUUGAUAGAAUUGUAUUUUAAUGAUAAUCUAACCUGUAUAGAUUCUUAAAUCAUAUUUAAACACAUCAAAUGACACAUCGGUGUGCUACUAACGUGUUGUCUACGUUAAAAUGGCAUAAUCGGACUUUACAACUCUUUCUAAACUGCAUACAUACUCAUAUUUCUGAUCAAAAUAGUGAAACAAACAGAACUUAAGUUAAAAAUAGCUGCAGCAGCCCAAUCCUGGUCUGUGCUAUGAAAACUUAAAACCUGUUCUAGCAGUAUUAUCCAUCAAGUUAAAUGAACUCUGAGCAAAUGGAAAACGUUUGCUGCUUUAUUAUGAAAUGUUAGUACCAGUAACUUGGACGUGAGUCUCCACUGUGUUGCCAACGCUACAUCAGAAUCCCUGACCUACAGACUGAAGCCUAUUAGUAAAAUGUUGGAUAAUCAACCAACUAAAUGGUGCUGCUUUUCAUUUAAUCAGCACACAACUAGAAAAACAAUCAGUUCAAACAUAAUGUGCUGUGCGCUGUUCGGUACAACACUUAAAAAUCUAUUUUUCUGACUUUGAGAUUUUUGGUUGAGUAAUAGUGCCAGAGUGCCUGGCUUCAUUAUGGGUCGCAGCAGGACCAGGGAGAUUCAUUACAUACUAGCAAAGUAGAGUUCUCUGGAAUUGAAUAUUUUGUGUGUGUGUGUGUGUUUUGUCAAUAUGUGUGUGUGCAUCUUGCUUUUGUAGCACACUGCUGACCUAUUCAGAACAGAGAGGGUGAAUCUGGGGUCGGUGUGCGUUCUGAGUCGGCUUGAUUUCCCUAUUAUUACCCAACUGUGGCCUGACUUGCAUCUAUCCCCAACACAAACACACAGAUACACAAUGUCCAUGUGCCAUCACCACUCCAAAUCAUAUUUUCGAUGCAAUAUAGUAGGGUAGUAAUUAUUUAUUUGGGAUACAAUUGAAUUUUUGAUCAAAUGUAGUUCUUUUUUUUGCAUCCUUGCUGUAUUCACAUGCAGAGUCCUUGAAGACACAAAGCGUAUCUCUGAGCCCAUUGUGACUCCAAGUAUAGAUGUGUUUUACUCUGAUUUGUUUCCAGCCAACCUUCUGUGACACAUUGUUUCAUUGCCAAAAUUCUUGUAGCAGAGCUCAGACAAAAGCUAAAAUAUUUUUUUCAGUCCAACAAAUCACCAGGUGACCCGUGGAGUAACGAUGUUUCACACAUGCAGUGCCAUUUUUCAAUUAUGGAUUUGUCUUUUAAUAGCCCGUGGCUGAGUGUUAGACUACAUAUUUUAAAAGGAGCACACAUACAUACACCCAUCUUUAAUUCUGCUGGUUUUUCAUUGCAGAGGCAGGGACCUUUAACAGUCUGACAGUGGGUUUCUGGAAAGUGUCUGGGCGUGUGAUGCCAGGCAGUUGGCAGAGCCGAGACGUUCCCCUGCUGUUGCCACAGUGGCAGGCAGACGGGAGAGAGACAGACUCAGUCUGACAUAUGCUGGCUUAGAGGAGACGAGAGCUCCGCUCUGAGCCCCAAACUGCUGGUGCUGUAUGCUGUUGUGUCGCUGGAAGGCUGUUCUGUGAGGAUCGCUGGGCGCUGUGCUGGGUAAUUUUCAGCCUGCCUUUGACUAAGCAAAGCAGCUUAUGUAAGAUUUUGGGUCCUUGGUGAGAUCAAGCAAACAGCCUCCAAGGCCCUUCAAAGCUAGUGUUGAUAAAUGUAUUGCUGAAUAGUGGCCUAUACUGUAGAACUUAAGCAUCAGCACUACAUGUAUUUACCUCUGUCAAUCUCUGCUGGGCUCGUUUCAUUGAAGGCUGUCGCUGAAACAUCAGAGGAGUGUUUCUCUGAUGCAAAUUGAGCAGGGCUGUGGAAACAUGCAUCGUAUCCACCACACGGGUUCACUUUAAAGCAUAUCUUUUGCUCCUCCAAGACGCAUUUGCAUAAUGAGACCAUUUUUCUAGUCAGAUCAUGAAUGCGCAAAUUCAUACUGUAAAGUGAGAUCCAAAACGUCACCUGGGGUGGUAGGAAAGCUUGAUAAAGAUCUUUGCAAAAGAGACACAAGCGGUAGUAGAUUUAUAGCCAGCGGAAGAGUUAAGAACUGGGUUUGCAGAAAUCACCAUUCCCCAUCUGGCAUUUUCUAAGCCCUGAACAAAACCUCUCUGCUGUAAUGGCUGGGGUCACAUUUGUCUCCGACUGAAAAUCACUUUCAGUCUGUAAGAAGUUUUUUUUCUUCCUUCCCUUCCACUCAUUUUUGUCCAAAUAGGUGCAGUUAGAUGCUCCAAGGCCUUCUUUUAUGAAGUCAUCUUGUAUUUCCUUAAAGCUUAUGUUAGUGGGUAUUCUAUGCUGGAUCCCUCUGGUUGACUCACGUUGGAGGGAUACUAAACUUGAGAAAGCAGUGUUUAAGUGACCCACCAAAAACUUGUGAAAACCCCAAGGACAAAAAAUUAUGUCAUAUUUAAUCCCACAAGGGUAACUAACUACAAGUGCCAUCUUUCUGACUUAUCCAGCAUACUGUAAAACCAUCACUAUCACAGCCACAUAUCCUUCAUCAGCUCAUUUCUGCCUCCCCUUUUCCAGUUUCCAGUGAUGCAUUUCAGUCAUUUCAGCUCAGCGUUCUGUGUCCUCACUUCUGGUACGACUGUCUAUCCGCGUUUAACUCUAGAACCCAUGAUGUGAAAUAUUUCAAGGGGACUUUUUCGUAACCAUGCCGUGGAAAGAGCAUCAGACUCACAGAGAUAUAGACUGAUACAACACUUCCUUGAACUUGGAAUGUGAAACAACUCUAUAAUUACUAGAUAAAAUGAAAAAGGUAGUUGUUUAGCUAAAACUAUUUUCAUCUCUUGUAUAUCAUAUCUAUAGUGAGGAUGAAUAUAAUGCCAAAUAUUCAUUAUUUGUAAAGAAAUAUAUAUAUAGAUAUAUAAAUAUAUAAUAUAUGCUUCAUUGAAACAUGACUAUUUUCUGCUCUUGCUCAUGUUCUGUUGUCCUUUUUACUUUGUUAUGGUUGUUUUAUAAGCUGAUAUGAUGGCAUGCGAAACACUGAUUCUGAAUGUAGGCUUAUUUAUUUGUUUGUUGUUUUUUUUGUUCAGAAUUCCGACACGGUCACACUGAUAUACACUCGUUAUGUAUUAUUUAAGUCGAUCACAUACGCAUUUCUCAGAGUGUGUUAUUUCAGUGUAAGUUAGUUACUUUUGUGUUAUUUUAGUCGUUUGUAACAACACAUGCAUUUGCCCCAUUCUUUCCUAGCAGAGCUAUUGAAAGAUUUUGCCUCUUUGAGUAGUUUGAUCAUUGCUUAGGUCAUCCGAUGUAAAUAAUUCUGCAAUUAAAUUUUUGGAGAAAAAGUUUGGACAAGUU